ACAAUGACCAGUGGCGGAAAAGUAGUCGAUAUCAAUGGCUGGACUGUUUGGUAUGAAAAGUUUGGUACGGGACCCGAGAUUAUGUUAUUUUUGCCCGAUGCUAUAGGCUCCGGUAGACAAGAUUUUAUUCAUCAAUUAGAGGGUCCGCAAUCGUUUAGCCAUAAUGAAUAUACCAUAAUAGUUAUGGACUUACCCGGUUGGGGCCGAUCGCGGCCACCCGAACGACCGUACGGUCAAAAUGUUUACGUCAACGAUGCCGAUGUGGCCGCCAGACUGAUGGAGAUAUUAUGCUAUAAAAACUAUAUAUUAUUUUGUUUCGGUGAGGGCGGAAAAGUUGGCCUAACAAUGUCCGUGAGAUACCCGAGCCGUAUAAAAGGAUUAGUUUUGAUAUCAAUAUUUAUGAUAAUAUCGCCGGAAACUGUAGCUCCGAUACUGGCCACGGUCAACACACGUAAGUGGAUACAGGAAAUGCGGGACAAUUAUUUGCCAGUGUAUGGCAAUCAGGACAGCAGCUUACAAAACAUGUGGGACAAGUAUAUCGACUUUUUAAAGUCGACUACCGAAACCUGUCCCAAUGGAUUCGUGAUCGAGUCGGACAAACUUGAGUCCAUUGGAUGUCCGAUCCUUAUAAUUCACGGCAAUCAGGACCAACUAAUUAGUUUGGAUCAUCCAAAAUACAUUGAUAAAUACGUUCCCGACUGUCAAUUGCAUAGUUUCCCGAAUGGUGGCCACAAUUGUCAUCAAAGAUAUCCGGUUUCAGUCAAACGAAUAUCCGAAUUGUUUUUUAUUAGUUUGUAA
Oppia nitens is the source of this 798-nucleotide messenger RNA. RefSeq names its product valacyclovir hydrolase-like. The record is from RefSeq and is a predicted model, not a curated record. The coding region runs from base 4 to 798 and encodes 264 amino acids. The transcript is spliced from 5 exons. NCBI's taxonomy places the organism in Eukaryota, Metazoa, Arthropoda, Arachnida, Sarcoptiformes, Oppiidae.